AUGAGUGACGAAGCAUCUCCCGACUACAAACUAAAACUCCUGGAUGUUGCAUUCAAGACAUGCAUGAUCAAAGUGGAGAGUGGCAUCUUAAUCAAUCAUGCAGAAAUUUUGAAAGACACGACUGCAAAGUACCCCUUGUCAAGAACAGAAGUUCAGAUGUCAACAUGUCCGAGCGGAAGUGGAAGUUUUAUCUGGCAAAACGUGUGGUCAAAUAAUCUCCCCACCAAAGCUUUGUUUGCAUUCGUCAAGCAGAACGCGGUGAACGGCGAUUACACCAAAAACCCUUUCAAUUUCGUAAAUCUAGCUUCUGAAGUUGCUUUGUACAUCAAUGGAGAAAGUAUUCCUGCCCGACCAAUGAAAAUGGAUUUAGGUGCCAAUAGAGGUUAUGUCACACCGUUCGUUAACCUAUUCGAAGCUGCAGAGAAAUGGAACAAAGAUGCAGGACUUUUCAUAGAUAGAACCAAUUUCGGAACAGGUUUUGCCAUUUAUGCCUUUAACAUUGCACCUAGCGACCUAGGAGAAGAGUACUUAAACCUGGUACGACAGGGAAGUGUUAGAUUGGAAGUUAAGUUCGGUACGAAUACAACUGAAGUCCUGAAUUGCAUUGCAUAUAGCGAGUUUCCAGCUUUGUUAGAAAUAGAUCAGACCAGAGACGUGAAAUACACCCAAGUAUGA
Molecule: messenger RNA, 675 nt
Organism: Pecten maximus
Lineage: Eukaryota; Metazoa; Mollusca; Bivalvia; Pectinida; Pectinidae
Exons: 1
Coding region: 1-675 (224 amino acids)
Source: RefSeq, a predicted model, not a curated record